Messenger RNA from Arvicola amphibius (Eurasian water vole), 1313 nucleotides. RefSeq names its product paired immunoglobulin-like type 2 receptor beta. The transcript has 4 exons. Gene Ontology annotation, molecular function: MHC class I protein binding. Lineage: Eukaryota; Metazoa; Chordata; Mammalia; Rodentia; Cricetidae. Bases 81 to 758 code for a protein of 225 amino acids. The record is from RefSeq and is a predicted model, not a curated record.
AUGAGGAUCAUUUUUGUUCUGAUUGUCUCCUGAAUCCUAACCACCCCAGUGACCCUCCACAGGACCUGUUCUCCCUCCUGAUGGCUCUGCUGGUCUCACUUCCUGGAAGGAUUCCAGACAUGGCCUGGGUCCUGUUUCUCCUGCUGCCAGCAGCCUGCCUGCAAGCUGGGAACUUAGAAGGAUCCAACAGAGAAAAGCUUUAUGGGUUUGGUCAGCCAACACACAUCUCUGGUGUCCAGGGCAGCUCCAUCGCGAUCCCCUUCUUCUUCUACUUCUCCUGGGAGUUGGCAAAGGAUCCACAGAUGAGGAUUCUCUGGAGAUGGAAGGAGUUCCACGGGGAAUUUAUUUACAACUCCUCCUCGGGUUUCAUCCAUAAGCAUUUCAAGGACCGGCUCAUCCUGAACUGGACACAGCCUCAGACAUCCGGAGUCCUCAGAAUCCUGGACUUGAAGGAGGAAGAUCAGACAGUGUACUUCUGCCAAGUUCAUCUGAAAACAACAAAACGCAUGGAGGUUUUUCAGUCGAUCAAUGGUACCCGACUCAUCAUCACUCCUGCAGUCAGAACAACCACAAAGAGCCCCUCCAUCGUCACCUCUGCAGUCACCCCAGAUGGCCUCGAGGACACAGAGAACCUGAGGAAUCCUUCACUUGUGAGCCUGGUAGCCACGGUCGGGGUGGUGGUGGCCAUGGCUGUGCUCAUAACCCCCGUCUAUGUGAUGCUGAUCUUCCUCUGGUGGAAGAAAAGGCCAGCAGACUAAAGCUGAAACCCCAGCCAUGAGAGCAGCUGUCAUCCCAAGGGGAAGGUGAGGGGCUGUCUGGAGAAGUUUGUUAUGAGAGACAUGCAAGGGAGUUAGAGAGAUGAUCUGAGUUAGAAACCCUUGCACACAGGCAGGAGGACCUGUGUCUCACUGGGAGCACCCAAACUUUAAACCAGGGGAGUGACAGAAAUAUGUAAUCCCAGUCUGGACAAGCAAGUGACAGCCAGAAUCGUGGAGCUGUCUAUCCAGCUAGUCUAGCGUAAUUGCUGAGUUCCAGGCCAAUAAGAGACCAUGUCAUAAAAAAUAAUGUAGAUUCUUCAAGGGAAUACAUCAUGGUCGUGGCAUUUUCUAAGUUUAUUUCAAAUGAAAGGUUUGAAAAUUACAUAUUAAUGGACAAAAGAAAAGUGGGGAGCAGAGAGAUAGCUCCUUGGGAGAAGGUGUUUGCAGCUAAGCCUGUAGUGAUGAGCUGCGGGCAGGCCUGCUUUUCUUGCAGCCCGGCUCCUGCACGCCUGGCUAGCUUAUGCCCCAAAAUAACAACACACGAACUGUAUUCUU